This is a messenger RNA of Hyaloperonospora brassicae, 447 nucleotides long. NCBI's taxonomy places the organism in Eukaryota, Oomycota, Peronosporomycetes, Peronosporales, Peronosporaceae. The record is from the annotation of a GenBank genome assembly.
AUGAGCGACGCCGAAGGAAGCAGCAAGAAGCGCAGCGCGAGCACGUACGAAGAGCGCAUAAAGCACGUGUCGGUGAUUGCCAAGCCAUUGGCGACGAAAAAGCAGACCAAACGUGCGUAUAAAGUGCUGAAGAAAGCCACAAAGGUCAAAGGCAUUCGACGUGGCGUCAAGGAAGUCGUCAAGAGCAUCCGAAAGGGCGAGAAGGGCGUGUGUGUGAUUGCGGGCGAUAUCUCGCCGAUUGACGUGAUCUCGCACAUCCCGACGCUGUGCGAGGAGAACGACAUUCCCUACAUCUUUACCCCUUCCAAGGUGGAUCUGGGCGCGUCGGCGUUGUCCAAGCGGCCUACUAGCUGCAUAUUGAUCACACCCAACAAGGCGGGCUUCAAUGUGCAGGAAGCGUACAAUGAGCUGCUUGAAGACGUCCAGCAGGUGCAGCCAACGUAUUAG